CAGGAUCAGGUGGUCCUGGCAGUACGUCAGCAGUACGUUGCCAUCGGCGACCAGUCGGUGAUUCUUGGGGACGGAGACGAAGUUGCCGUGGUUCCGCCGCUCAGCGGAGGAUAAACAGACCUGACGCUCACCUGGUGGACAGAUGGACCAAUCAGAGGAGAGGAAGGACGUCUUCAAGCUGAGCCGUGAUUGGCUGUCUGUACAGGAAGUGGUAGAUGCCGUCAACAGCCCGACGUGUGGAGCCGUGUCUCUUUUCAUCGGUACAACCCGUGAGGAUCAGGUGGAUGGCAGGAAGGUGAUUGGUCUGGAGUACGAGGCGUACGAGCUCAUGGCCCAAUCAGAGUUCAGGAAGCUUUGUGGUGACCUCCGGGCAAGCUGGCCGAGCGUGACACACGUCUGCAUCCAUCACCGACUGGGGUGGGUGGAGGUGGGCCAGGCGAGUGUUGUCAUGGCGAUCUCAUCUCCUCAUCGCCAUGAUGGACAGCAGGCGAUUCAGCACGCCGUCACCCAGCUGAAGGCGACCCUCCCCGUCUGGAAGAAGGAGGUGUAUGACACCAAGGACUCAAGCUGGAAGCAGAACGUGGAGUGUCCGUGGUCGUCUCACAGUCAACUGGCUGCAUCGUCAGAGAGAGAGAAGUCAAACUGAAGCUUCCAAUAAAAGAAGUGAUUGUUAAA
This is a messenger RNA of Labrus mixtus (cuckoo wrasse), 675 nucleotides long. RefSeq names its product molybdopterin synthase catalytic subunit. The transcript is spliced from 5 exons. Gene Ontology annotation, cellular component: cytosol. The record is from RefSeq and is a predicted model, not a curated record. Gene Ontology annotation, biological process: Mo-molybdopterin cofactor biosynthetic process. The coding region runs from base 143 to 646 and encodes 167 amino acids. Lineage: Eukaryota; Metazoa; Chordata; Actinopteri; Labriformes; Labridae. Gene Ontology annotation, molecular function: molybdopterin synthase activity.